AUGGAAUACGAGGCUUUUGAAGACAUCGAGGAGGCUGACUCGCUCCGGGUCGUCAAAGACUUGGUCGCUGGUGCUACGGGCGGAGUUGCGCAGGUCCUGCUGGGUCAACCUUUCGAUAUCGUGAAGGUGCGCUUGCAGACGACAAGCCAGUACAAGAGCGCGCUGGAUGCUGCGACCCAGAUCUUCAAGAAAGAAGGCCCCACGGCAUUCUACAAGGGAACUCUGACUCCUUUGAUCGGAAUUGGUGCUUGUGUCAGCGUGCAAUUCGGCGCAUACCACGCCGCCCGCCGCCGUCUGGAAGAGCUCAACAAGAAGAAGUACGCCGACGCCACCCUUUCGUAUGGCCAGUACUGGCUCGCCGGUUCGUUUGCAGGUAUCACCAACUCGGUGCUUUCCAAUCCCAUCGAGCACGUCCGUAUUCGUCUGCAAGCCCAGCCUCACGGUGCAGGCCGUCUGUACUCCGGUCCCAUUGACUGCAUCAAGAAGCUGGCCGCGCACAAUGGAGUCCUCAAUGGAGUCUUCCGUGGCCAGGCCGUGACCAUUCUGCGCGAGGCCCAAGCCUACGGUUGCUGGUUUGCUGCGUUCGAGUUCAUGAUGAACCAAGACGCCAAGCGCAACAACAUCAAGCGCGAGGAUAUCUCCCCUGUCAAGGUGGCCACCUACGGUGGUCUUGCUGGUGAGGCGCUGUGGUUGUCUAGUUACCCGUUCGAUGUGGUCAAGAGUAAGAUGCAAACCGACGGGUUCGGGAAGGACCAGAAGUACAACAGCAUGCGUGACUGCUUCAAGAAGACCUACGCGAUCGAGGGCUUGGGUGGUUUCUGGAAGGGCAUCGGCCCGACUUUGCUGAGGGCUAUGCCCGUCUCCGCUGGAACUUUUGUUGUUGUUGAACUUACCAUGAAGGCCCUGGGCUAA
Molecule: messenger RNA, 912 nt
Organism: Penicillium chermesinum
Lineage: Eukaryota; Fungi; Ascomycota; Eurotiomycetes; Eurotiales; Aspergillaceae
Exons: 5
Coding region: 1-912 (303 amino acids)
Biological process (GO): mitochondrial L-ornithine transmembrane transport
Molecular function (GO): L-ornithine transmembrane transporter activity
Source: RefSeq, a predicted model, not a curated record